UGUUUACAAACAAAUAACCUCACAUUUAAACUCAGCGAAGCGAUGAAGCACAAAAUAAUUAGACAUUUUUUAAUUACCUAUAAGUCAUAGUUUAAGAACGGAAAGAAAAUGGGACAAACUACAACAUUAAAGAAAAUAUCUCAUCUGAAUCGCUUCAAACUUCAUUUGUGUUUUGCAUUCGCAUUCCUUCUUGGUUGUAUGUUUUCCUUCAGUAUUAUGCCCAUAGAUAGAACUUGUAGAAUAGAAGAUUCUGAUAGAGAAUUCAACAUAAUGAAGAAUUCCAAAUUAAAAAAUCCCGAGCUGAUAAUCCUGAUCUUAUCUGCACCUAAUAACAUUGAAAGAAGAAAAGUAAUUCGUAAAACCUGGUUAUCGUUAAUUCCCCCAGAUCAGGAAAACAUUAGGGAUAGCAAAAAAUUCAAAGUGAAACAUUUUUUCGCGAUAGGCCAUUUGGCCCUGAACAAAGAUCAACUGAAGGAAAUAGAGAAGGAGCAAUAUGAAUAUAACGAUAUAUUGUUCAUCCCUAUUCAAGACAGUUAUGCAAAUUUAACAUUGAAAGUACUGAAGAGCUUCGAAUGGUUGAAUGAGCAAUAUGAUUAUGGCUUGGGAUUCAAAUAUGUUUUGAAAUGUGAUGAUGAUAGUUUUGUUCGUUUGGAUAAUUUCAUCCAUGAGCUAAAACAUAUUGAACUUUUAUAUUUGAAAACAAAAUUAUCAAGUGUCCAGAAGAUGUCUGCUCAAAAUAAUUCUCCAUAUCUUCGAAUCAAUCUGCAAAUCAACUCCAAUGAAACGAAAAAUAACCUUUCACUUUAUUGGGGAUAUUUCGAUGGGAGGGCAACUAUGAUGAGAAAAGGGAAAUGGAAAGAUCAAAAUUGGAUUGCCUGUGAUAAAUAUAUUCUAUAUGCUUUAGGUGGUGGUUAUAUUCUUUCGAAGAGACUCAUAACUUAUAUUGCAAAAAAUGCUGAUUACUUGAGGCUGUUCAAUGCUGAGGAUGUGAGUGUGGGAUUUUGGUUGUCUCCUAUUGAUAAUAUACUACGGAUUCAUGACAUUAGAUUUGAUACAGAAUGGACAUCAAGAGGAUGCCAGAACUUUUUCCUCAUUUCUCAUAAUAUUCAACCAGAGAAAAUGCAAGAAAUGAUCUCAAAUAUAAAGUCGCAUAAAGUGUUAUGCUCUAGUCCACAUCUUAAGAGGAAUUUCUACCAUUAUAAUUGGUCAGUGCCACCUAGUCAAUGUUGUAAAACAAAAUAAAAAUUUAGAGAUA
Messenger RNA from Coccinella septempunctata (seven-spotted ladybird), 1255 nucleotides. Its product is annotated as beta-1,3-galactosyltransferase 6. NCBI's taxonomy places the organism in Eukaryota, Metazoa, Arthropoda, Insecta, Coleoptera, Coccinellidae. The transcript is spliced from 2 exons. Gene Ontology annotation, cellular component: membrane. Gene Ontology annotation, molecular function: UDP-galactosyltransferase activity. Gene Ontology annotation, biological process: glycosaminoglycan biosynthetic process. Bases 109 to 1242 code for a protein of 377 amino acids. The record is from RefSeq and is a predicted model, not a curated record.